Messenger RNA from Acaulospora colombiana, 777 nucleotides. Lineage: Eukaryota; Fungi; Glomeromycota; Glomeromycetes; Diversisporales; Acaulosporaceae. The record is from the annotation of a GenBank genome assembly.
AUGCCGAUCUUCUACCGUAUCCAGCACACCGGUCUCCCUCCUGAUGGUGUAGGUGACGUCCGUCUGGGGGGAGGGGUCAGCGACAGUCCAAGAGUAGAUGGGGCCUACGUACGUGGUUCAGUUCUGGGAGGCAAACCCGGGAACGUACUGGAAAUCGCAAUUUCUUGGUUCGCUGUACCAUGUAAAACUGUUGUGGGGAAGACAUUGUCUGAUGAAACAGAUUUUGGAGGGGGGGAAUGUGAAUGUGACCACUACUUUAAGGAGGGUAGAGAAAAAGUUGCUGGCUCCCCCUUUAUACCUUUGGCCUCGAGUCACAUGCGGAGCUCGGCCGAUGACGAAUCAUUGACGGGGAUCCGGACGCCACCCAUUGAGCGCAUGCCCUUUACCAAUCGUCCGCUAGGUCCGACGCGGGCAAACCAGAUGACCAUAGUUAUUUCUCCACUCUCAGCCGAGGGGGUUGACCAUCUGAGGAGUACACGUGCGUACAGUGUGACAAGUGCACCCACAAUUCCAUCAGAUCACUUGGGUCGCCUGAUUAUGUCGAAUAGAGUGUUUGAUCUGUUUGACAAGCGUUCAAACCCUACGACAGUCCGAUUAACGGUUCAAAGUGCAACCUCUGGGGACCCAUAUGCUCCACUGAAACGCUUGAAGAGGGGACAGGUGCUGAAACCUCAUGUUCUACUUCUGAUAGGAUCCGAUAACGGCAGUGAUAUUGGUGCCAUUGGUGCUUAUGAGGAUGAAAUUUUCAUCUACGAAGCCGCCAACUUAGUCGAAUAA